Nerophis lumbriciformis (worm pipefish) is the source of this 9136-nucleotide messenger RNA. It is a transcript of the gene macf1b, whose product is annotated as microtubule actin crosslinking factor 1b. Gene Ontology annotation, molecular function: calcium ion binding; microtubule binding; structural molecule activity. The record is from RefSeq and is a predicted model, not a curated record. Gene Ontology annotation, biological process: wound healing; intermediate filament cytoskeleton organization. Gene Ontology annotation, cellular component: cytoplasm; membrane; intermediate filament. NCBI's taxonomy places the organism in Eukaryota, Metazoa, Chordata, Actinopteri, Syngnathiformes, Syngnathidae.
CCUGUGACUGUGGGCAACCAAAAAAGCAUGAGUUAUCAGGACAUGUGUGCGCUCGUGUUUAGAAAGUGUGUUUUUUAUGUGAGCAUGUGUGUGUUGAAGGGAGUAUUGAUGUGUUUGUGUGUGCACAGUCCGUAGUUUGGGGAUGUUGGAUCUGGGAGGCUCACUCAAAAGAUGCUCAAACAAAGCUUUUUUUUUUCUUUCUUUUUCUUCCUAUUUGAAUGCUGAAUGGUGACUGGCUGGAUUCCUUUACUCAUGCUGUCGGUCCCGGCUUUAGGGUAAGUGUAGUUCACAUAGAGCGCCAAAAGUCCCAGUGAGGGAAAUAUUGGCAAGGAGGAUGUUUGUGUUUGGACUUGGCUGCUCAAGAGGAAUUGUGACUGAUGGAUUUUCGGUUCUAAAUGAAAAAAAACAACUGCAAUGUUCCUACUAAACCAUCAGAGUGAAUUGAUUUGUGUAAUGUAGCUAAAGGAGAUUCUGCAUGCAUGGCCAAGGGCUCUUACCUCACUUAUUACCCCACUAGCCUGUGGGCUGAAGGAUUAUGGGUAACCUCAUAAGCCGGCCCAGCUGCCUAGGCCAAAAGUCUAAGCACGUGAGGUCAGAUGAAGCCUUUCUGAAGGAGUGUUACCAACGGCGAAAAGUGUUGCAGCCUCCUGAUCAACAUGCACAAGAAAAGACCAAGAAAAGUGGGGAGUACGGAGACCAGGAGGCACAAGAACUGGAUCACAAGCGAGAUGAAGGGGCUCAUACACCCAUUUCUGAAAAGCCUCUCCGUAGUUCCCCAGCCUCCACAAUCAGGAGCACCAGUACUUUGGAUAAUGCAUGGCAGAGCACCCCCUCCCCGAUAAAAACAUCCCGUAAUGGCACACUUACAAGGAGGACGGUGCCCCCGGAGUUUGCAAGAUCCCCCUUGAGUUAUCCUGACAAGACUGCAGCAGAGAAAAGGGCCAGCUUUCAGAUGAGAGAUUCCAGAGAAGGGAGUCCCUGGUCGUGGAAGACUUUGGCAUCAAGGGAAGUAACAGAAGUGACAGAGGUGACGGAAACUGUUGUGACAGAAAUUGUGGAAGUGACGCAGUAUCCAACAGGCGAUAAAGGAGGGGACCCCAUUAUCACAAGAACUGUGCGAGUCCUGAAUGGAGUUGCUGAGGAACUUGCUGAGUUCCAAAGUGAUGGGCACUCAAGCUCAGACCAAGAUUCAUGUCUGGAAAAAUGGAGGGGCACCAAGGCUCCAUUGGCCCUGAGAGACAUAUCUACAGACACCGAGACAUUCCUCCAAAACCUGGAAGCAUUGCUCACAUGGGUGUGUGAGAUAGAGGAGCUGACAGCAAAUCAAAAACCUCCAUCUUCAGAGGUCAAAGUGGUCAAAGCACAGCUUCAGGAACAAAGGCUUCUGCAACGCCUCCUGAAAGACAGAUGGAAAAGUAUGGAUGCUAUGUUGUCCGAGGGUCCUCGGCUCGUGGAGGCCCACCCAGGGGAGGAGGGGGAGCAGGCAAAGGUCAAGCUCUCUGCUCUCAAACACAAGUGGGAGUCCUUACACCAAGUGGCAGAGCAAAGGAGGGUCAGUCUGGAGUGCAUUUUACCCAGAGCCCAGCACUUCCAGGAGGGUGCAGACAAUCUGCAGCUGUGGCUUAUAUCUGUGGAGCAGGUCCUCGCUGAACUACGUAACGCAGAGCGAGUGAUGCUGCAUCUCUCAGAAGCCACAGAGAGAGCAAAGGCUGUCGCUGAUGAGAUUCAAGUUAAAACUGCUGAGCUCGGAAAACUUCAGAACGCAGGCCAUGAUCUCAUGGAAGUGAUCUCAGAGGACGAGGGUCACCAGGUGCAAGGGAAGUUAGAUGGCCUCCGUAUCCGAUGCUCUGUACUAAAUCUGAGCAGCCUGGAUGUACUUCAAAGGUUGGAACAAGCCCUGGAGGCCUCCAGCCGCUGUACAUCCAGUCAGGAGGACCUUCACCUGUGGCUAGGCCGCAUUGAGAGAGAGCUCCUGGGUUCAGCUGGGGCUCAGACACAUGCUGGAGAUGCAGUGCUGUGUGUAGCUGAAAGACAGAGGCUGGAACAGGCUGUGGUAAAGGAGGUGACUUGGUUCAAAGACACAGCACUGAGACUUGAAAAGCUGAAAACUGUUCAUCUGGAUCCACAGCUCAUAUCGGAUCAACUCAAUGAGCAGAAGAUUUUGGCUGUGGAGAUCCUCCAACACAGGUUUAACAUUGAGAAGAUGGUUAAGAUUUCUGAAAUCUUGCAAACAUAUAGUGAUGAAGGCGAGGCACCCAAUCUGCAGACACCAUUGGAUGCCUUACAGGAGCAAUGCUUCACCACUUCAGCCACUAAUUCCCAUGUGGUUCUACAGCUUGAACAUGCUCAGUCACUACUUGCCCAGUUUUCAGAGGGCCAUGCUGAGGUGUCACCCUGGCUAGAAGAAACAAAAAGCCUCGUCGGGCAACUCUCCCUCAGCACAAUUAGCUAUGAAGCAUUCCGCGAAAAACAAGACCUUUUACAGGGUCUGAGGGAGUCAAUAGCAGAGCAUAGACCCUUGAUCUCACGCCUAUGCUCCUUGGCAAAACGCCUGUCAGAGCUUAAUCAAAUUCAAGGAGAGGAAUUUUGUCAUCUGGCUACGGAUGCUGAGGAGCGGCACCAAGAAAUCAGAAACCAUGUCAGGGAGACUGCCAGUAUUCUCGAAGAGUCCUUACCCAGAUUCACUCAGCUGAACGAGAGAAUGAUUCUCCUCAGAGAAAGGCUUGACCGCCUGCGCAGUCGAAUCCAAACUCCGACAUCGCUUCAAGGUUUGACAGCAAGGAUUCAAGAGCAGCUGCAAGACAACAAGCACACAUUGGCCGAACUCUCCAAGUUGGAACUCAGCCUCAGCAAUGUCAAGACACAGACGGAUGAGUUGCUGGCUAACACACAAGCAACUGGGGAUACGUCCAUUGGCACAGUAAUCCAGGAGCAAGUGACCAGCUUUUCCCAGCUGUUGUCUGAGACACAUAGUGAGGUUCAAGAGAAGGAAAAGUGGCUGCUGAAAUUGCUGGAUCUUUCCAUGAAGUUUUGGAAUGAUAUUGCCAAUGUCACAUCAGCUCUUAAUGAAGCUCAGCAGGCAGUUUUGGAUCUCAAUACAAGUCAGACGGAUACGGAAACAAUUCGCCAGAGCCUGGAGACCAUGCAGUCUGUCAGAGAGGAUAUUGACACUUUACAAGGAGAUCUAGACACUCUUGGUGUUCUUGGAAUGGACCUGAUGUCAGCAUGCGGGGACACAGACAAACCAGAUGUUACAAAGAGUCUGGAUGAACUUUAUUGUGUGUGGAACAUUUUGAGCAAACUGUGGAAUGACUGUCACAAGAAGCUGGAGGUGUCAUUGCAGAUGGCCAUACAUUAUCAAGAAACUAUGCAGGGACUUUUUGAGUGGCUGAAAUCUGCAGAGCUGAGAUCAACUGAAGAGUUCAUGGUUGGAACUGACCUGGAAUCAGUCAAAGAGCAGCUUAGGGAUCUUAAGGAAUUUAAACGAGAACUUUACCAGAAGAAGAUUGAAAUAGAAAGCCAAAACCAUCGCUUUGUGUGUCGACUGUCUCCUGGCUCCGAACGUCCAUACUCAGUCUCACCGCUGUGCGACUUUCGACUGCGUUGGGACAGUCUAGAGUCUGAGACUGUCAACAGACAGCAUCAAUUAGAAUCUGCGUUACUCGGACUGGGUCAGUUCCAGAACGCACUGGAUGAGGUGCAAUCAUGGCUUGCCGGUACUGCUGAACAACUGCAGGGUAAGCAGCCAAUUAGCAUUGACCUGCAGGCUUGUGAAAUAGAGCUGGCCAAACAUAAGGUUUUGCGAAAUGAUGUCCUUUCUCAUGUCCGCACUGUGAAGUCCCUGAACCAGGCAGGCAAGGAGUUGCUGGAGGUUGGGUCUGGAGACUGUGUGCAUGCUUCACAGUCUCGACUGGAGCAACUCAAUGAAAGCUGGGAGUUUGUUCUCUGUGAGACGGAACGGUGUCAGCUGGAAUUAGAAAACAGACUCAGUCAGGUGCAAGAUAUUACAUUGGAGAUUCAGGACCUCCUGCAGUGGCUGGACAACACAGAUAUCCGAUUGUCGUCGUCCAUAACCGUGUGGGGUAUGCCAGAGUCUGCCACUGAGAGACUUAAUGCUCAUGUUGAGUUGUGCAAUGAGAUGGAGUCAAAGUGUCAAAUGUACACAGAUAUGAAAAAUGCCAUCUGCAGAAUGCUUGAAGACAGUAAUGUUGUGCGGGGAUCAAGUACAGAGCACAGCCUGUCAAUCCUGGAACAAAGAUGGACUUCUGUGUACAACAAAGUUCAGGAGCGAAAGGCAAAGCUUACAAAAGGCUUGAUUCUGGCCAAGGAAUUCCACAGGAACGUCAAGGACCUUCUCACUAAGAUGACACAGUGUGAGGAGUCUAUCAGGGUCCUACCGACUCCCAGCUUCGUUCUGGAGACAGUUUGUAACCAACUGCAGGAUCACAGAACACUGUCUAGUGAAGUCAAUGGUUAUGGUGAGAAGAAAACCACGGUGGAGAAUGCAGGCAGCAGACUUGCAGAACUUAGUAGGAAAGAAGACUGCGAUGUUAUCCAUAAUCUCAUCAUGACUGUCCAGGAUCGGUACAAAAAACUCCAGCAAUGUAUUUCAGACAGAGGCAAGAUACUGGAUGAGGUCAAAAAGAAUGUCAAACAGUUUAAUAAACUCUGGCAUCUCCUGGUGGAGUGGUUGACAGAGGUAGAAGCAACCUUAGACACACACAAAGAGAUUGCGCCAUCAUAUGAGGAGAUUAAACAGCAGCUAAUCGAGCAGAAGGAGUUCCAGAAACUCCUGAGAUCCAAGAGACCCAUGUAUGAGGCCGCGCUGAAAAGUGGCCGCAACCUUCAUGAGAGCGCUCAAAGCAGCCAUGACAGACAGCACCUGAAAAACCUUCUGUCUGAACUCAAAGACACAUGGGACACUGUCAGUGGAAAGUCUAUGGAGAGACAACAUAAACUGGAGGAAGCCUUGCUGUUCUCGGGGAGAUUCACUGAUGCUCUACAGGCACUAAAUGACUGGUUGUAUAGAGCUGAGCCCCACUUGGCUGAGGAUGUCCCUGUUAGUGGAGACAAAGACACAGUCAACAAUCUGAUAGACACACACAAGGUAUUCCAAAAGGAGUUGGGGAAGCGAGCCGGGUGCAUCAAGACCCUUAAGCGCUCAGUCAGGGAUUUGACCAGGAGCAGCACAGCUGAUGCACACUGGCUGCAGGAGCAAAUGGAUGAACUGGAGAGCCGCUGGGAGGUGGUUUGCAAGCUAUCAGUCAGCAAGCAGGACAGACUGGAGAUUGCACUUGAGCAGGCUGAGCAAUUUGAUGGCCUUGUCCACACAUUCAUGGAGCACCUUACUGAGGCAGAGGGGACAUUAAAAUAUGGGGUCAUACCAGAUGAGGAAAAGGGUCUGCUUACCUUCCGCAAACAACAUGAGGAGUCAAUGGUUACUUUGCAGGCUCGGGCAGUGGAGUUGGAGAACAUCCAGCGUCUAGGUGACGAGAUUCUCUCAUCCUGUCACCCAGACUCUAUUAUUACCCUUAAGUCUUGGAUGGGUGUUGCCAAAACCCGCUAUGAGGAGGUUCUGACAUGGGCCCAGCAGCAGGACCUAAAGAUCCAGACCAGUUUAGCAUCACUGGAGGCGGAGCGAGAGGAAGUCCAGAGGCUGUUGGAGUGGAUCUCCUCAGCACAAGAAGCUGUCAACAUCAGAGAUGAAGAGCCUUUGCCUGAAAACACAGAACAGAACCAAGAACUGAUUGAGCAACACGCCGAAUUCAUGAAGGAGUUAAAUAUAAAGUUCCCAGAGGUUGAAAAUGCAACUAAGUCUUGCAAACAUAAAAAUGUUUCUAAACAGCAGAUUUCUCCCAGCAAACGGCCUUUCAUAAAGAGAAGGAGCAUAAUGAAGCUGCAGCCUGCGGCACCAAUCCCCCUGGAGCACCUUGACCCACAGACACCGCAGCUCAGUCACCUGGUCAGUCAGUGGCAGAAACUUUGGCUCCUGGCUCUGGCGAGACAAAAAUAUUUGGAACAACACCAGCAAUCACUCAAAGAGAUGGAAGAAUUUGCCAACUUUGACUUCAAUGUUUGGCGAAAACGCUACAUUCAGUGGAUCAGUCAUUUGAAGUCUCGGAUCUUGGACGUGUUCCGCAACAUUGACAGGGAUCAAGAUGGACGCAUCAGUCAGAAAGAGCUCAUCGACUAUGUUCUUGCUUCUAAAUUCCCCACCAACUCUUUAGAGAUGAAUGCGGUGGCAAACAUCUUUGACAUCAAUAGUGACGGCUUCAUUGACUACUACGAGUUUGUGAGUGCGCUGCACCCGAGCAGAGAUCCCUACAGGAAAACUCUGGAUGCGGAUCAAAUCAAUGAAGAGGUAAGCCGUCAGGUAUCUCAGUGUAACUGCCCUCGGAGGUUCCAAGUGGAGCAGAUCAGUGCCAAUAGAUACAGGUUCGGAGAUUCCCAACAGCUGCGGAUGGUUCGGAUCUUGCGCAGCACACUUAUGGUCAGAGUGGGAGGAGGUUGGACUGCUCUAGAUGAGUUCUUGGUGAAGAAUGAUCCCUGCAGAGUAAAAAGUCGGACCAACCUGAAGAUCAAGGAGAAAUACUUGUCUCCAACAAACAGCGCCUCUAAAGGAUUGACUGUCAGCAGGUCUAACUCAAGCCUCAGUCUGUACAGCAGUGCCUCUGCCCCCACCAGCCCCAUGACACGCAAGGCUUUACUCCGCCGAAGCCUCUCAGGUGACCGCUGCAUUCGUCCGAGAAGUUCCAUCGCUGCUCUGGGAUCUGAACUCCUGUUUGUUACGACUGAGGGAGACGACAUGUUAUCACCAUCAGAAGAGGCUGAGAAGCUGCUACCCACAUGAUGGCCUUUGCCUCCGAGGUCCUUGUGUCUUCUGAACCUAAACAGCCCCACGGCCCUGAGACACGGUGAUAAGUAGAAGUACAGUGAUUGAGAGGCCAAAAAAAUAAAGCAAAAAACAAAAGCAGGUUCUGAAAAGAAAGUGCUGUUGGAGGUCAGGAUGCAGAAGCAUUUGCACCUUUUGUGAUGUCUAUGUGAAAAUACUGACAUGAAAACUGUCCCUCCUGGUGUGAGUCAUUUUAUAUUCCCUGUUUCAAUUCACACAGACUUUCAUUGCAUAGAAAAUUGUUUUUUUAUGCAUAGAAAUGUAAUGCAUGCUAGCCUGAACCUUGUAAUAUCAUAAAGUGCCAACAUUUGUGCACAUACUGUGUUUCAAAAACACAAUUACCCAAACAUAUUAGUAUACCAGCUGCAUACAGUAUGUUCAACUGUGGGAUGUUUUUUGUCGUUUUCCAUAAGCAUGAUGUCGUCGUCAGCGGGCCACACGUUUGUGUCUUUUACUCUUUCUGAUGCUUUUAAGUAAUUGAGCUUAUUUUUUUAUUUUGUUUACAGUCCUGCAAUGUUAGGAUAUUUUAAACACCGAAGAUUGUCUACUGAACAACGCACUGAUUUUUGACAGGUUGUAGAGAUUAUUUGCUCAGGAUUGGUUUUGCAUUUGGAUGUAUUUUUUUAUAUGCUGUGGAAAAUAUACUGUAUACGUUUUCAUUUUUACUCUAGCAAGGUCUUCUUUAGCACUUUUUUUUCCAUUUAAAAAGCACUUUCUGUGUCAGAGAAAGAAAUUUGACAGUUGUGAAGUACAUGUCGAAAUGCCAAACUGUAAUUCUGUGUACAUAGUUCAUGAAUUUUUACUCAACUACUGCAUACUUUCUUUUUCAUAUUCAUUAUCUUGUACCAAAAGUGUCUGUCUUCCAUGCUUUUUUCUAUCUUUCCUUUUACGUUUCUUCGUUUCCAAUAAUUUAACUUUAGUGCUCUCGUUUGAAUGUGUUAAUGUGAGACCACUUUACCCUGAGAUAGCGAGAAUUGCAAAUUCAAAUUCAGCCAAAUUCUUAACUUUUCAAGGCAGCAAACACGCUAAAUAUUUGGCUUUUUUCUUUUACUACAGUUUGGGCCUGAUCUACACAGAUCCAAAUAAGACAAGCUGAAUAGCAUGUGCAAACUAUAAAAUUGUGUGUACUAUUAGUGGUACAUGCAACUUGGUAUAAGUGCUAAAGCGGUGCAGCCUGCCCUAUUUAAAUGAGGUGUUUGCGUGUAUAUAGGCUGCUACCAUGGAUACACUCAUUUCCCUUCAUAUUUAUGGAAUCAUAUGCUCCAACCUGUAGUGUUUAUCGUCUUGUUGUUGACAUGCAGCACACAAAUCUUUAUACCACCUAUUAUGGGCUAUAUAGAAGCACAAUCUAGACAAUAUAACCUAUUUUUAGUGCGCUGAAGGUGCACUCUGGAAGGUGCUGUGUUGUUGUGAAGGUGCAUCUGGAAUGAUCCAAAUCCAAGACAAUGCCUAUUGCAAGAUUUGUUGUUUUUUAUAGGCGAUAUGUCACUAUAAUAUACUGUUUCCCCAAUAUUGAAAACAACACCACCAAAACGGAUCAAAUACAUUAGUUUUAAUCAGCAUUCAGCAGCUAUAUAAUGAUAUUUCUGAAUCGGGGAUAUGUCAUUAUUUUGUAUUUAUGAUAGUGCAAAUAUGUUGACACACAUGUUUGAUGGAAGAUUAUUAUUAGUCCAUUGCCUUUGACACAAAUGUUUGAUGGAGGAUUAUUUGUCCAUCGCCUUUCCCGGGCAUCUGUACUGCCGUUUGUGCGUAACUGUGCCACUUUUCACGUUUUCAAAUACAAAACAGCGGACACAGAGCAAUCUUAGCCUUGAUAAAUCACAUUGCGAGUGCCAGAUAAUUAUAUUUGCAUCACCUUCCUCCGGUAUUGUUGGCGUUUUAAUAAUCAGCAUAUAUUCUGCAUAUACGAAAGGACAAACACGCCAAUUUGGAUGGUGCUCUCUAUUUUGUACAUUUAAGGGAAUGAUUCCUCCGCACAUGUGCUUGGUAGAUCAACAUUGUGUGCGCUAUCAGGUUUGCGCAUGUUUUAUUACACGCAAACCUUUAGUAAAUCAGGCUCUAAAUUUACAUUACGAUUAUGACCUACUCCGAGAUUGUCCUAAAUUUGUUCAUUGUAUCAUUAUAUGGUUAACAAAAGAACCCCCAACAUUGUAACUUCUACUAUGCACCCCAACCUUUCUCUACUGUCACUAAUCAUUCUAUGUCUACCUGUACAAGUGAAUACAUGUUUUGCUAUGAAAUAAA